UGCCAGAACCACACAGCAAGCGCGAUGGCCUCGAUCGACGAACCUCUCGACCUGAUCAAGCUCAGCCUCGACGAGCGCAUCUACGUCAAGUGCCGGGGCGACCGCGAGCUCCGCGGCAAGCUCCAGGCGUACGACCAGCACCUCAACAUGAUCCUGAGCGACGUCGAGGAGACCGUGACGAGCCAUGAAGUCGACCAAGAGACGUACGAAGAGAUCGUCAAGCAGGCCAAGCGCCAGGUCGAGAUGCUCUUUGUGCGUGGCGACGUCAUCGUGCUCGUGGCGCCGCCCUUGCGCACGGGCUAAGCCGAACAGUACACACUCCUCCUCCUCAAUCAUGAUGGACAUGUAUAACUUAAACCGCGUCGCGUCUUGGCACAACGA
Molecule: messenger RNA, 381 nt
Organism: Saprolegnia parasitica CBS 223.65
Lineage: Eukaryota; Oomycota; Saprolegniomycetes; Saprolegniales; Saprolegniaceae
Product: U6 snRNA-associated Sm-like protein LSm3
Exons: 1
Coding region: 25-303 (92 amino acids)
Biological process (GO): mRNA splicing, via spliceosome; P-body assembly
Cellular component (GO): precatalytic spliceosome; catalytic step 2 spliceosome; U6 snRNP
Molecular function (GO): RNA binding
Source: RefSeq, a predicted model, not a curated record